This is a messenger RNA of Trichoplusia ni (cabbage looper), 1662 nucleotides long. RefSeq lists its product as uncharacterized. Bases 1132 to 1662 code for a protein of 176 amino acids. The record is from RefSeq and is a predicted model, not a curated record. Lineage: Eukaryota; Metazoa; Arthropoda; Insecta; Lepidoptera; Noctuidae. The transcript is spliced from 2 exons.
AAAUGCAGCCGUUGAAGAUUUUUUCAGUUGCUUGCUGCUAGGACCUUCUAGGUUCAACUGUUUAUCGUUAUUUUGUUCCGCUACCCUGUUCAUGGGAAUGAAGUUGAACAGGUCAUUUUCAUAGUCCUAAAAAUAAUAAUAACAAUCAAUAUCAAUUUUGUAACUUAUAUUAUAGGUAUAUUUUAUUUAUAAAUUCAAAUAAUCGAUAUUAGAAGUGUGUUGUAUUGAAUAUAAAUGUGUAACAAUUAUUAAGUUGCAUUCAAUUAAUUAAGUUAUUAUAUAUAGAUCCUACUACUUAAAGAAAAUAACUCACCGACAUAUUUUAUUUUAGGAUAGAGUCUUUUGCGCCCCCGCUCGCUGAUGGAAUUAAACUAAAUUAUUUUUAUUUUUUCGCAUGAUUAUAUCCUUUAUAUAGAAUUUAGAAAAUACUUUGUAAAGGGACAUAAAGUUCAAAUUAGCAUCGAUAUUAUCGGUACUUUAAAACGUGUAAAUGUAAUUCUACACUCUAGACAACACGGCGCUACACCGCUUCGGAUUGCAAUUAAAAAUAAUUUAUUAUAUAUAUCGAAAUCGGUUUUUGUGUAAGUUUGUUCAUCCAUACUAAUAAACUAGCUUGCCCCACCACUUCACUCGUGUAUUUAAUAGUUUUAUUAGAAUAUACAUAACGUAGGUAUAACCUCCUCUUUGAAGACUGUUAAAAAUAAAAAAAGCAAUCGUUCGAGCUUUAUGAGGUAGGUAAAUGGUGACAGAUUUGUACACAUACUAUUACAUUUGCUUACCAACGUAAAGGAGGAGACAAACCCAGGUGUAAUAAGUAUGUAUUAUUUAAUCUGAAUAAGAUCUACAUUUCAGUGUUAUUAAAUUUUAUUACAUUAUAUCUUAUAUGAAGUAGAUAAAAUUGAUAUUGCGUGAUCUCGGUAUGUUGCUAAGUUAUUUUCCAGCAACCUGGGUGGUAGAUCUGACAAAGCAUUUUAGCAAACCCGUGCCCUAUUCCCUAAUUGGUAUACCGUCACGUGGAUGUAGUGCUAUUUAAGAGAUCAUCUGCAGGGACUGGAUCACAACAAUUCUUCAGCUAGAAGCAGUCACAUCCAAAUUUGGAAGUACAUACCAAAGAACCACCAAUCUUCUAAAAUGUCCAAACACACUGCUGACCAUAUUUUCCCUUCGGAGGACAAAUCGUCGGACGGGGUGCAGAUGAAGGUCAAGACAAAGGAGAACAAGAAACGUAAAUCGUCGCCAACGCGCAGCCCCCAGCCGUCUACCAGUAAGAAAGGCAACACAGUUAUUCGCCCCAUCCCUCCUAUUACCAAGUCUACGGCUCGCGAGGUGUUCGGGAGUGACAGCGACGACGACGCGGUAGACGCACCCGCGGAGAAGAAGCCUCCGAUGAUUUACUCCUAUGUCACACGGAGACUGGCCAACGGUUUUUCUCGUCAAAUAGAAGAGAAUAAAAAAGGUGCGUUCUACAUAGAACUUAAAGUAUACAAGUGUGACGAGAUAGAGCGGAUUCAACCCGUGAAUAGGUGGCGUCACUCGGUGAUAACAAUAAAAAAUAAAACUGACGAAAAUUCUGAAUCGUGGAGGCACUUGAAUGAAUUCAUUUUAAGUACUAGGCGGGAGUUCAAACGCUGUACUCCAACGUUUAUAAGUUCAUACCAAUAA